Paramecium sonneborni is the source of this 749-nucleotide messenger RNA. The record is from the annotation of a GenBank genome assembly. Lineage: Eukaryota; Ciliophora; Oligohymenophorea; Peniculida; Parameciidae.
CAAAAAAAGAAUUAAAGCUGAGUGCUUCUUUUGAGCCAAUACCAGAUUCGAAUCUCAAGAAUUACAUCCUCCUCCAGUCACUCUUUCUCAUUAAUAAAGUUAUCAACUAAUUCUUGAUAUAGAAAAUGUUUAAUUGAGGAAAAAUCAAAGUUGAAAGAAUCCUCAGAAUAAAUAUAGUAGAUAAGAUUAAACUAAGAAUGUGAAAAUAAUUUAUCAAAAACGAAAGAAUAAGUGAAGGAACAAAAUUAUAAUCACUAAAACAAACAACACGAAAUACGGAAAUAAAUAAGGGCUUGAUGUUAAAAGAAAUUCAAAAUAUUUGCCAUCAUCUCAACAAGAGUUAUAAUUAUUUGACUUAAAUGAAUUGGCAAUACUUGUAUUAGGAACUUUUAGUAUGAAAUCAUUAUAAUUAGAAGCAAAACUAUUGCAAGAAUAAAAAAAAAUAAUUGGAGAAUCGAAAGAUUUUUUUAAUAGCUUCCUUCAUGCUUUGGUUGAAUCUAUAAUAACAAUCAAAUUAUUAGUGGAAAUAAUAGAAAAUUUCUUCAACUAUUUAAACAUCAAAUCAUUAAAGAAAUAUACCUGAAAAAAUUGAUAAAUAUGCUGAUAAAGUUAGUAUAACUAAGAUAUACUAUGAAAUCCUAUGUUAUUAGAAUUAAUUAUAUUAAUAUGUUGCAUAUGUUGUUGUUUCAUAAAUAUAUAUUACCAUAUAAAUAAUAUAUAUAUUUUAAUUAGAGGGAACAAAAGAUUGA